AUGUAUGGCACUACGGACAACUACAAUACUGAAUACACCGAACGCCUUCACAUUGACCUCGCAAAAGACGCUUAUCGCUCUACAAAUUACAAGAAUGAGUUCGCUCAAAUGACGACUUGGCUUGAACAGCGGGAGAAAAUUUUACGACACGAGAAAUAUAUUCAGUGGAGACUCAUUGGAAACGACGCACGUCCGCAUCAUCAGCCCCAUCCCCCAGAAAUGACAUUUCGUCAUACUCAAACGAUGACGAAACAUCCUACCAUCAAGGCAGUCACAUUGGACAAGGUCGUGAACGAAUAUGGCGCCAUGCACUUUAACGAAUCUCUCACAUUCUUUCACAAGGUGAAAUGGCUCUCGGCUGAUGUUCGUGGUCAUGGUGAUCCUCUGGUCACAGUUGAUAGCAUCCAUGCACGUCCUGGACAUUCAGGAACAUUUGCGUCUGACAGUGUUGCACCACAAUUUGAUACUGUGUUUGUUAAUGAUGGUACAGAUGGGUCACUUGGCAUCAAAGUCCGUGUUAUAUUCUUAAUCCCUCCCAAAGCCAUCCCAAAACUUUUCCCGUCCACAUUCCAGCCUCCAAAACAUCUCACAUACAUUGAAUGGUUCUCUGCCUUCCGUGUACCUGACCAUGAUCACAGCUUGCACAAGGUCUUCUGUGUCAUCAAAAAUGGAGAAUGA
Messenger RNA from Suillus subalutaceus, 678 nucleotides. RefSeq lists its product as uncharacterized. The transcript is spliced from 3 exons. NCBI's taxonomy places the organism in Eukaryota, Fungi, Basidiomycota, Agaricomycetes, Boletales, Suillaceae. Bases 1 to 678 code for a protein of 225 amino acids. The record is from RefSeq and is a predicted model, not a curated record.